UGUGUCCGGUGGUUUCACCAUAUAGGGACUCUAGUGUCUAAAAAUGCCAAUUACGAGCUUCACCCUGUGUAUUCGUGCGUUUUGAUUUAUUUUUGGUUGGUGUAUAUGCGGUACAAGUUACACCUUAAUUGUUGUCGUUGGUCGUGAUGUCGUUAUCCAGGACUGGGCAUUAACGACUAUCUUUUGUGCCUAGACAGCUUCGUUGCAUUACGAUGGUAUAAUGUAUGGUUGUUUAGCAUUAUUGCCUUUGUUGUUGCGUGGAUGUGUGUUAAGUUCUGUGCUUCACUCGACGUCAUCUAGUAUCGAUAGCAUCUGUAACAAUGUUGUCUUUUCGAUGACGCUGCUGAGCCAACCUGAGUUGGUGAAGUUGGUAAACAAGACUGAGUGUGGCGAUUAUGCGUUGCUUGGUGAGGAUGUGUUACGAUCAGCUCAUCGUGUUGAGCGUUACUGUUACUCUCAGCUGUCACCUAUUUUGUGUGAGAGCAGGUACAUUCCUAUGACCGGUCAUCCUAAUUGCGAGCAUAUAAAGUCGAAGUUUCUGUCAAUCAUAGGUGCUUGUACUCAGCGUGAUGAGUUAUCUGGUCGUGAUGUUAACUGUUCUGGUUUCAACCUGGAGACUGUGAGCAUCAGUGAUCCUCUUGUGUUUUGCAAGAUGUCAUACAUUUCUUCGUCUGACUCUUCGGGAUCAUCUGUUGGUGGUCGAGUAUCGUUCAAGCACAAUGAGCUAGAGGAAUGCCAGGCACUGUGCGAGAGUUACAAUUCGUGCCAGGGUUUGGCAAAGUCAUUCAACCACCCACGUUUUUGUAUUGACGGCGGUUUCCAGGGUUACUGUACUAGCCGUAUUCAGCGGAUUCACGACGACAGUUACAUUACUCUGUGUCGCAACGUGGUAUUGCCAUUCGUGUUUGCUAACAUGGGUGAUGGGUAUCAGAACUUGUCUAUGAGCAUGUGCCAAAACUCUGAUGCUUCCAUAGAGGGGUCUCUGCUGGGUCAUCGGGACUUUUUAAUGAGCCGUCGUCAGGAGUUGUUGGACACGUUGGCAUCUGAUGAUGGCUACUUGUCCUGGGAGCAGGAUAUGGAGAAGCGUUUUCAGUCCUUGACUGCUAGUGUUGAGCAGCUUGUGAACUUGUUCAACGUUUGCACCAGGUACACGUACAACUUCUUUGGUCUGCCUUACAACUACGACAAUGUUGUGCAUCUCGAGUGCGAGAAGACUGUGAAGCUGUUUGAAGGGUUGUUGUCUGUUGCCAAUGCGCUUCCCAGUGCGUCUAGUGACAUGGUAUCUACUAUAGAGAACAUUGACCCUGUGUUUCACUUUGAGCGUAAGCUCCAGGAAUCUGUGAUUCAUCUGAAGCAUUUUUACUCUUUGCUUACUUCCGGUGCUCAUAGCACCAUUUUGGGCAGUCAGUACUACCGUCCAUUGGAUCGUCGUACGUUUAUGAGUGCUCAAAAGGCAUUAUCGCAAAUUCGUCAGUUGGUGCCUCGGCGUGUAUCUAGUAUCCGCGACUUUCUGCGGUCUCAGGUACCAUUGCUCCGGGACGUGGAUCGUGAGCACCGUGUUCACGAAACUGUGAAUGAGCUUCAGCUGUUAUCAUCACUUCAUGAGAGUCAGCUGCAGUGGCUCAUGCGCCUCAGUGGUAAACGCCCGGGCCGUGCUGUCCUUCGAUCGGUUGAGUGACUUGUUGGCAUCGAAACUUAUGUUAA
Messenger RNA from Babesia bovis T2Bo, 1704 nucleotides. RefSeq lists its product as uncharacterized. Lineage: Eukaryota; Apicomplexa; Aconoidasida; Piroplasmida; Babesiidae. The coding region runs from base 221 to 1678 and encodes 485 amino acids. The transcript is spliced from 6 exons. The record is from RefSeq and is a predicted model, not a curated record.